AUCAAGAAAGGAUUAAGAAAAAAAAAAAAGAAAUUAAAAAAUGAUUAUCUCUGGAGUCAUCCUUUCUGCACUGCUCACGCUUCUACUUUGUGACUGUGCUCACAGCAGAAGAGUCGAAUGCAAAACUGACUGUUGCUCAUUUGUGGAGGGCUUUCCUGUAAGGCUGAGGGAGCUCCGUUCUGCAUACAAAGAAAUUCAGAAGUUUUAUGAGUCCAACGAUGACUUGGAACCAUUAUUAAAUGAAGACAUAAAACAUAACAUAAACAGUCCCUAUGGAUGUCACGUCAUGAAUGAGAUCCUGCAUUUCUACUUGGGGACCAUUCUGCCAACAGCUCUUCGGAAGAAUCCUUUACAGCACUCCAAAACCCCAAUCGACUCUAUUGGAAAUAUAUUUCAGGAACUCAAGCGGGAUAUGGUGAAAUGCAAGAAGCACUUUUCCUGCCAAAAUCCCUUCGAAGUCAACAGCUUAAAGAAUUCAUAUGAAAAGAUGAAGGAAAAGGGGGUUUAUAAAGCUAUGGGGGAGCUUGAUUUGCUCUUCAGGUACAUCGAGCAGUAUCUGGCCUCAAAGAGGGUUAAGCACUAAUAGGAUGUUGCUGGGUUGGACAGGGGCCAGUAUUACUCUGUCUAAAUCUCUGAAAACAGUAUUGCAUGGAUGCAGUAGACAAAGCCAAAUGGACUUCAUCCACAAAUCACUUGCACAUCACCUACCCCGUCCGUCCAUCCAUCACACUACUGUACUGUUAGAUGCACUGCAAUGACAGCCUCUUCAUCUUCAGUUUCUGGAGUUCUGGAAAACAUCAAUGCUUUAGAAAAGUAUUACAAGUAAUACAAAUUAUGUAUUAUAAGUAAUACAAGAAGUAUUAGGUCAAAUUGACCAGCCAUGUUUUGAAUUUAAGUUGUAUUUUGUCAACUUGAACAACAUACUUAUU
Messenger RNA from Danio aesculapii, 929 nucleotides. It is a transcript of the gene il10, whose product is annotated as interleukin 10. Gene Ontology annotation, cellular component: extracellular region. The record is from RefSeq and is a predicted model, not a curated record. The coding region runs from base 41 to 583 and encodes 180 amino acids. Gene Ontology annotation, molecular function: cytokine activity. The transcript is spliced from 5 exons. Gene Ontology annotation, biological process: immune response. NCBI's taxonomy places the organism in Eukaryota, Metazoa, Chordata, Actinopteri, Cypriniformes, Danionidae.